Molecule: messenger RNA, 1323 nt
Organism: Epinephelus moara (kelp grouper)
Lineage: Eukaryota; Metazoa; Chordata; Actinopteri; Perciformes; Serranidae
Gene: wnt2
Product: wingless-type MMTV integration site family member 2
Exons: 4
Coding region: 400-1323 (307 amino acids)
Biological process (GO): cell fate commitment; multicellular organism development; canonical Wnt signaling pathway
Cellular component (GO): extracellular region
Molecular function (GO): frizzled binding; cytokine activity
Source: RefSeq, a predicted model, not a curated record
GCAGCAGCGGAGCUCCGGUCUGGACGCGGGCCAAGCCUGUCUGGUGUCAAACCAGCCUGAACAGAUACUCUCAGACAUCUCAUUUCUUCACCUCAUUCCUGAGACGGGACUCUGCCCACCCCUUGUGUAAAGCAAUUUAAACCUGAUAGCACAUCAUCUCCACUGAAAAUAUUUGCUGGACUAUUAGACAGCCGCGCUUUGACUUUUUUCCCUCAGAAGCCUUUGCCACCGGAGCCGGGCAUGGCUUUUACGCGCAGACCUCCUCCGACUGUCCUGUGAUGAUAUAGUUUUAAUCCAAGCUUGAUUUGGAGAUUAAACAAGUUCUCUAAUGUUCUCUAUUUUUCUUUUGUCCGUGGAAAUGCUCCGUCCAGAUCCAUAAAGGACCGAAGUUUGGUUAAUAUGAACUUAUUGCCAAGUGGAAUAUGUUUUUAUUUUUCUGUGGCAAUCUGCUGGCUGAUGGCCGAGGUCGAUGCGUCCUGGUGGUACAUGGGCUCCCUGGGCUCCCAGGUGAUGUGCGACAACAUCCCUGGUCUGGUGAACAAACAGCGCCAGCUGUGCCGCCAGCACCCCAAAGUGAUGCAGGCCAUCGGGGCCGGGAUGAAGGACUGGAUCUCAGAGUGCCAGCACCAGUUCCGCAACCACCGCUGGAACUGCAACACCACGGCCAGAGACCACAACCUGUUCGGACGCCUGUUGCUACGCAGCAGUCGCGAGGUCGCCUUCAUGUACGCCAUCUCCUCGGCCGGUGUGGUUUACACGUUGGCUCGAGCCUGCAGCCAAGGCGACCUGGACUCCUGCUCCUGCGAUCCCACAAAGAAAGGCUCGUCAAGGGACGCCAAGGGCUCUUUUAACUGGGGCGGCUGCAGCGACCACGUGGAGCACGCCAUGCGCUUCAGCCAGGGCUUUGUGGACGCCAAGGAGAGGAAGGAGAGGGACGCCCGGGCGCUCAUGAACUUACACAACAACAGAGCCGGCAGGAAGGCGGUGAAGCGUUUCAUGACUCUGGAGUGUAAAUGUCACGGCGUCAGCGGGUCGUGCAGCGUCCGGACCUGCUGGCUUGCCAUGUCCGACUUCAGACGCACUGGCGACCACCUUCGCAAGAGGUAUAACGGCGCUGUCCAGGUGGUCGUCAACCAGUAUGGCACUGGGUUCACCGCAGCACACACGCACUUCAAACGACCCAGCAAGAACGACCUGGUGUACUUUGAAGACUCACCGGACUACUGCAUACGGGACCACGAGUCAGGUAGACACUCUCCGACCUUCACAGAACCACAGGAUCUGAUUAAACAGUCGCUGGGUGGACUGAAUGAAUCAGAUUAA